AUGAAUGGAAUGAAGAAAGCGCUAGCUGUCAAUAAGUUAAUAUUUUUCUCAAAAUGUUGGGUAUUAUGGAUGGUAAAAAGAUGUGGAUGCUGA
Molecule: messenger RNA, 93 nt
Organism: Spirodela intermedia
Lineage: Eukaryota; Viridiplantae; Streptophyta; Magnoliopsida; Alismatales; Araceae
Source: the annotation of a GenBank genome assembly